Messenger RNA from Pleuronectes platessa (European plaice), 5367 nucleotides. RefSeq names its product dehydrogenase E1 and transketolase domain containing 1 (gene dhtkd1). The coding region runs from base 1689 to 4445 and encodes 918 amino acids. Lineage: Eukaryota; Metazoa; Chordata; Actinopteri; Pleuronectiformes; Pleuronectidae. Gene Ontology annotation, biological process: tricarboxylic acid cycle. Gene Ontology annotation, molecular function: thiamine pyrophosphate binding; oxoglutarate dehydrogenase (succinyl-transferring) activity. The transcript is spliced from 17 exons. The record is from RefSeq and is a predicted model, not a curated record.
CCAGCUGUUAUUUAAGGCUUGGCGCUGCGCUGAAGUGUCCGGUGUGAACCCGGCGUUUAGGCCAAAUUAUAGUCGGGUUGCACGCACGCACGCAUGCACGCAAGACACGCAACACGCCCCUUUCGUCCCCUCUGCGGGCUUGCGUGUGUCCGCCAAUUUUUCUAACUACACGACAAAGCGACGCGAGCCUCACGCAGCCCGCAAGGCUUGUGAUUGGUCUGCUUACUACAUCCCGUCCGGAGUCUAGUUUCCGGUUUCAUGCCCCACAAUACGCGGAAAUCACGGAAGAUUUAGAAGAACGAAUAUGGACCAAAUAGAAGAGCACUUGGCAGAAGAGAUCCGAAAGUAUGACCACUUGUAUAACCCGUCACUGACUGGCCGAUUUGUCCGCCAGAAAUAAGCUAUGAGGAGCCGGAGUGGCGAUGUAAAUAAACAGUCGACGAAGAAGAAGACGUCUCUUCUUUGUGUGUUUUGUCUUUGAAAAAAAACGUUACUCCGCCUAUGGUUCUGGCGGUGAAUUGCGUUGCAACACGCGCAGCACGUUAGAGAAGUAUAAACCAAAACGAGUCCGUCGAUGCAGCUGCGUGGCCUUCCGCGGUUGCAGUCGCAGGACUAUAAUUAGGCCUUUAGAAAAUAACUCACAAUGCGUUGCUUAGCAUACGUCACAUACUACGUUGCUCUGAUUGGUUGUAGGUCUAUCCAAUUGAGCGAAGAAGAAUUUUACUUCCUGGUCAGUUGAAACACGCCCCAUAAUCACAGCCCAAUGGAGCGGUCUCAGACUGAGAAGGACCAAAAAUAUUGUGGGCGGGGCUAAAUGCCGAAUUAUAGUCGGGUUGCACGCACGCACGCAAGACACGCAACACGCCCCUUUCGUGCCCUCUGCGGGCUUGCGUGCGUCCGCCAAUUUGUCUAACUACACGACAAAGCGACGCGAGCCUCACGCAGCCCGCAAGGCUUGUGAUUUGUCUGCUUACUACAUCCCGUCCGGAGUCUAGUUUCCGGUUUCAUGCCCCACAAUACGCGGAAAUCACGGAAGAUUUAGAAGAACGAAUAUGGACCAAAUAGAAGAGCACUUGGCAGAAGAGAUCCGAAAGUAUGACCACUUGUAUAACCCGUCACUGACUGGCCGAUUUGUCCGCCAGAAAUAGGCUAUGAGGAGCCGGAGUGGCGAUCUAAAUAAACAGUCGACGAAGAAGAAGACGUCUCUUCUUUGUGUGUUUUGUCUUUGAAAAAAAACGUUACUCCGCCUAGGGUUCUGGCGGUGAAUUGCGUUGCAACACUCAGCAGAUGAACACAGUUAAAAUGAUGGCAAAAUAUAUUAUGCAUUAAUGUAUUGAAACAUAAUCUAAAAUCUGCUAAAAUAACUACUGAAAUGUGCAGUUUUUUUUUGUCAAGGGUUUGUUGUAUUGUUACAAUUAUAUAUAACCCACUUUAAACAACUUUAUGUGCUGUUGUUUCUAUGCUCUCACUUCUUAACUAAAGUAUUUAAUGUAUCUAUGUUGGGUUGACCAGCCUCCUGCUUUUGAAUGUGUUGUUCAAUAAAGUUGAGAAGUUAAGAAAAAGCACUCAGCCAAUAGGAUUGCCGCGUUGCAUGUCCUCCCGUCACGUGUCAGCCGGCAGUAUGGCCGUCGACCUGUAGUCACAGGGAGCCGCUGCUGACACACGGGAGGAAAAAGUUUGGGGCAAAGAUGGCGGCGGUGUUUCUCCUGAGACAGUCUCUGAGCAGACUUCCUCCGGCCGCGGCCCGACAGCUGCUCCGCCGUCACUACCACACCGAGAGAGGGGUCUACGGGUACCGACCCAAACACACCGAGCACGAGCUGCAUGAGCUGCAUGGCGCGGCGCUCAACCAAGAUCAUGGUGUCGCUCGGCUGGUGGAGGCUUACAGAGCACAUGGACACAAGGCUGCUAAAAUCAACCCCCUACUGCCGGUUUCUGAAAGUGUCCCAGAGAUCAAUGUGCUGAGGGGCAGCAUGACAGGACCACUCAACACCUCCGGUCUGAGGCACUUUGGAAAGGCAGAGGCUUCACUGGAGGAGCUUCAGGCCUAUUUAGAGGAAGCCUACUGCGGCCACCUGUCAGUGGAGACCAGCCAGCUGAGCACCCUGGAGGAGAGGGAGUGGUUCGCUGACCGCUUCGAGGAGCUCAAGAGGAAAAGUUUCUCCACGGAGGAGAGGAGGCAGCUGGCCCAGAUCAUGCUGGAGUCUCAGGAAUUAGACCACUUCCUGGCCACCAAGUUUGCUACUGUGAAACGUUACGGAGGAGAGGGAGCAGAGAGCAUGAUGGGUUUUUUCUACGAGCUGUUCCACCAGUCAGCCCACAGUGGAGUCACGGACAUUGUCAUCGGUAUGCCCCACAGAGGCCGACUGAACCUCCUGACUGGGUUGCUGAAGUUCCCACCUGAGCUCAUGUUCCGUAAGAUGCGUGGCCUCAGCGAGUUCCCUGACAGCUCGCCGGCCAUUGGCGACGUGCUCUCCCACCUCACCUCCUCGGUGAAGUUGGAUUUCGGAGCUGGACACCCUCUUCACGUGACAAUGCUGCCCAACCCCUCUCACCUCGAGGCCAUCAACCCGGUGGCUCAGGGCAAAACCCGAGCCAGGCAGCAGCUCAGGAAAGAGGGCGACUACUCCCCUGAAGACAGCGCCCAGCCAGGGGACCAGGUCAUCUGUCUGCAGGUCCACGGUGACGGCUCUGUCGCUGGUCAAGGGAUCGUUACAGAAACCUUGACCCUCUCAAACCUGCCUCACUACAGGGUGGGUGGGAGCAUCCACCUCAUAGUGAACAACCAAGUGGGUUUCACCACUCCAUCAGAGAGAGGGAGAUCAUCUAUGUACUGUAGUGAUGUCGGGAAGAUGGUGAACUCCGCUGUGAUCCAUGUAAACGGAGAUGAUGCUGAGGAGGUUCUGCGAGCCACCCGGCUGGCUCUGGAGUACCAGCGGCGUUACAGGAAAGAUGUGAUCCUGGACCUGAUCUGCUACCGACAGUGGGGCCACAACGAGCUGGACGAGCCGUUCUUCACCAACCCAGCCAUAUACAAGAUCAUCCGCUCCCGCAAGAGCAUCCCCGACUCCUACUCAGACAAACUGAUCUCCGAAGGUCUGAUGACCGAAGCCGAGCGCGACCAGAUCAAAUCAAAGCACUACGGCAUGCUGAACGACAAGCUGGCCAGCACGACCCUCUACAGCCCCCCGCCCACCAACCUGCAGGGCCGCUGGGGAGAUCUGGUCGAGCCCCAGGAGAGAGUCACCACCUGGGACACAGGCGUCCCCGUUCCUCUGCUGCAGUUUGUUGGAGCAAAGUCAGUGACCAUCUCCGAGCCAAUCCAGCUGCACAGUCACCUGGGAAAGACCCACGCACAAGCACGGUUACACAAGUUGGAAGAGGGCACCAAACUGGACUGGUCCACAGCGGAGGCCCUGGCGUUUGGAUCGCUCCUCAGUCAGGGUUUUAACAUUCGAAUCAGUGGGCAGGAUGUUGGAAGAGGCACGUUCAGUCAGCGUCAUGCCAUGGUGGUGUGUCAGGAGACCAAUGACAUGUACAUCCCUCUCAACCACAUCAGUCCUCAGCAGACUGCCUUCCUGGAGGUGUGUAACAGCCCUCUGUCUGAGGAGGCUGUGCUCGGGUUUGAAUAUGGUAUGAGCAUCGCGCAACCAAAGCUUCUUCCCAUCUGGGAGGCUCAGUUUGGAGACUUCUUCAACGGAGCACAGAUCAUCUUUGACACCUUCAUCCUUUCAGGUGAAGCGAAAUGGUUGCUGCAGUGUGGGAUGGUGAUCCUGCUGCCUCACGGCUACGAUGGGGCCGGACCAGAACACUCGUCCUGCCAUAUGGAGCGCUUCCUCCAGUUGUGUGACAGUAAAAUGGAGGGUGUGGACAGCGACACCGUGAACAUGGCCGUGGUCAACCCCACCACUCCCGCUCAGUACUUCCACCUGCUGAGGCGACAGAUGAUCCGGAACUUCCGCAAACCUCUCAUUGUCGUCGGACCCAAGACACUGCUGAGAUUUUCUGGGGCCGUGUCCAGUCUGACCGAACUGGCACCGGGAACAUCUUUCAGACCAGUGAUCGGUGACACUUCAGCCUCUGCACAAAGUGUCCAGCGGGUGGUGCUGUGCUCAGGGAAGCAUUACUACGCCCUGCUGAAACAGAGGGAGGCAUCAGCAGCCAACCAGAACACAGCCCUGGUCCGUGUGGAGGAGCUGUGUCCGUUCCCACUGGGGGCUCUGCAGCAGGAGCUCAACAAGUACCCCAACGCCAAAGAGUUUGUUUGGAGUCAGGAGGAGCCUGAGAACAUGGGCCCCUGGUCUUUUGUGGCUCCCAGGUUUGAGAAUCAGCUGGCCUGCAAGCUCCGGUUAGUGAGCCGGCCCGCUCUCCCUACACCUGCUGUCGGCAUCGGGACGCUGCAUCACCAGCAGCAGGAGGCCAUCCUCACCGCUACCUUCUCCUAAGACUGGGAGCUAGAACAACCAGUACACAAGCUCCAGUACCACACUACACCACACUUCUGCUGUGGUUUUUCAGCUUUCAUCACUAAAUGCACGAAGCUGCUGCACUGCAGAUACAUCAGACUGUUAGAAAAUGUGAACGGCUGUGAAACUAAUUGGUCAAUAAUUUAAGGAACAAAUCAAAGUGUUAGAGAGAUGACGUUUUUGGAUUGUUCUAUUUGUACACGCAGUCAAACUACAUUUUUAAUUGUUACGCUUUUGUGGUUUGAAGGGAAGGCCUAUUUUCUGUUUACUUAUUUUCCCCUUUCUCUCAUUUAACUUGACAGUUUCUUUUAUUGGUCCAAACUGUAAGACUCUAUGGUAAGAGGAAACACACCUGCUAACUAAGUUUGUAUCUGGAUCAAGGCCUUGUAGUAAAAACACAUUUAGCCGACCAUGGAGUUUGUAGCACUGGGGAUUGUUGGAUCCUGCCUGUGUCAAACCUGUAAGGGAGCCACACCUCAGGAAUCGAAACCAUUGAAUUGUGUCAUGCAUAUUAGGUUGAGUUGUUACUUUAUUUUACUGUUGUGAACAGAAAGAUAUCAGGGUAACUUGGUAGACAUCUCAGAGCAUUACCCUUAAACUAUUUAUAUAAGAAUGGCAGUAUUUUAACUGGAUUAAAUACUUCAGGAGAUGACAUUUUUCUCAAAAUAACAAGAAGAUUUGUUACCCCUGUGGUUGUUAAAUGUUUAUUCUAUCAGGAAUUAACAUGUGUACAUUUGAUGGUACAAAUUUAGGCCAAGAGGUACUUGAUUAUUUAAAUUAUUUAAUCACAGUUGAAAGUGGGACUUGAGUUCAAAGUAUUGGCAUUAAAGGGCUAAUGUAAAUAUACUAAAUCAGAAUGAUCAAAUGGAAAUAUUUUUCAAUAAAUCUAUUUUCAUGUUCA